This is a messenger RNA of Lindgomyces ingoldianus, 480 nucleotides long. RefSeq lists its product as uncharacterized. NCBI's taxonomy places the organism in Eukaryota, Fungi, Ascomycota, Dothideomycetes, Pleosporales, Lindgomycetaceae. The coding region runs from base 1 to 480 and encodes 159 amino acids. The transcript has a single exon. The record is from RefSeq and is a predicted model, not a curated record.
AUGUCGAAAUUCAAACCCGCGAUAGCAACUUGCCCCAUCAACUCAUUCGUGAAUGCCUACGCCAUCAUGCAGGGCUUCGAACCUAUCCCUUACAAAGGGGAUAACCUCCCGCUAGCCUCCCUCUGGUAUCCCGCCUCUAGAGACUGCGUCUCGAACGUAAUGGACGCGUUCUAUCUUACUCGCAUUGAUGUUACGGAUCCGGAUAAGAAUCUUUCAAAGGUGAUUGAGCAAUCGCCGGCAAUCAACUGCUCCUUUUGCCUCGUUCACUCGAAUAUCAUUCUUGUAUUCGAUAAGAUGACGAAGGAGCAUGAUAAGCAUGUUGAAACUGUGAGGAGUUAUCUCUAUCGCGUUCAUGGGAUGGGUUCUGUGGUUAAAGUUAUAUGUCGAGGUCAAGCAAAGGCGGAGGAUGAUAGGGCGGGGUUCUAUCUGAAAGCUUCUCAAGCUGGGGAUAUGGUGUUGGUGGUUGAAUGGGACUACUAA